Molecule: messenger RNA, 3840 nt
Organism: Anarrhichthys ocellatus (wolf-eel)
Lineage: Eukaryota; Metazoa; Chordata; Actinopteri; Perciformes; Anarhichadidae
Product: tripartite motif-containing protein 16-like
Exons: 1
Coding region: 386-2062 (558 amino acids)
Molecular function (GO): protein binding; zinc ion binding
Source: RefSeq, a predicted model, not a curated record
GAGGAGACAAGAAAUAUUUAACAACUAAAGAAAUGAAAUGUUUUCAAACGUGGAGCAGGUUUUAACCGAGGCUCUGUUUGUAAAUGAGGAAACAAAGUUCACAUUCACAGCGCUGCUCCUCUUCCUGGAAUGAAGCACAGCUUGAUAACCCCUCCUUCUUCCUCCUGCUCUCACACACAGCCGGCUCCACUCUGUCCACAUAUCUCCUUGUUCCCUCCCCUUCAGAUCUACAGUUUUAAAGAUGGGUGUAACCAACAUGGCGGUGAAGCGAUAGAGCUGACAGCCUCCAUUCACUGAACAAACACAUGUUGUUCAGAUCAGAAGUCAAAGCAGAGUCGCUUCUAGUGAAGUGAAACUCAGACAGUCGUUGUUACUGAGAGGUGAAAUGGCGCAGAAAGGAGUUCAGCUGGAUCGGGAAACCUUCUCUUGUUCCAUCUGUCUGGAUCUACUGAAGGAUCCGGUGGCUACUCCCUGUGGACACAGCUACUGCAUGAACUGUAUUAAAACACACUGGGAUGAAGAGGAUGUGAAGAAACUCCACAGCUGCCCUCAGUGUAGGCAGACCUUCACACCGAGGCCUGUCCUGCUGAAAAACACCAUGUUAGCAGUUUUAGUGGAGGAGCUGAAGAAGACUGGACUCCAAGCUGCUCCUGCUGAUCACUGCUAUGCUGGACCUGAAGAUGUGUCCUGUGAUGUCUGCACUGGGAGGAAACUGAAAGCCAUCAAGUCCUGUCUGGUCUGUCUGGCCUCUUAUUGUGAGAAACACCUUCAGCGUCAUUAUGACGCAGCUCCAUUAACAAAACACAAGCUGGUGGACCCCUCCAAGAAGCUCCAGGAGAACAUCUGCUCUCAUCACGAUGAGGUGAUGAAGAUGUUCUGCCGUACUGAUCAGCAGUGUAUCUGUUACCUCUGCUCUGUGGAGGAACACAAAGGACACGACACAGUCACAGCUGCAGCAGAAAGGACUGAGAGGCAGAGAGAGCUGGAGGUGAGUCGACUAAACAUCCAGCAGAGAAUCCAGCACAGAGAGAAAGACGUGAAGCUGCUUCAACAGGAGGUGGAGGCCGUCAAUCGCUCUGCCGACGAAGCGGUGAAGGACAGCGAGAAGAUCUUCACCGAGCUGAUCCGUCUCAUGGAGAAAAGAAGCUCCGAUGUGAAGCAGCAGGUCAGAUCCCAGCAGAAAAGUGAAGUGAGUCGAGUCAAAGAGCUUCAGGAGAAGCUGGAGCAGGAGAUCUCUGAGCUGAAGAGGAAAGACGCUGAGCUGAAGCUGCUCUCACACACAGAGGAUCACAACCAGUUUCUACACAACUACCCCUCACUGUCACCACUCAGAGAACCUACAGACUCGUCCGGCAUCGAUAUCCGUCCUCUGAGCUACUUUGAGGACGUGACGGCGGCUGUGUCAGAAGUCAGAGAUAAACUACAGGACGUUCUGAGAGAGAAGUGGACAAACGUCUCACUGGCAGUGACUGAAGUGGACGUUUUACUGUCACCUUCACGAGCAGAGCCCAAGACCAGAGAUGAGUUCUUAAGAUAUUCAAGUGAAAUCACACUGGAUCCAAACACAGCAAGCACAUGGAUGUUAUUAUCUGAGGGGAACAGAAAAGCAACAUUUAGGAGAAAACAGUCUUAUUCUAGUCACCCAGACAGAUUCACUAAAUGUUGUCAGGUCCUGAGUACAGAGAGUCUGACUGGACGUUGUUACUGGGAGGUGGAGUGGAGAGGAGGAGUUGGUGUAGCAGUCGCAUACAAGAAUAUCAUCAGAACAGGGAGCUCUGAUGAAUAUGGAUUUGGAUUGAAUGACAAAUCUUGGGCGUUAGAUUGUGACGAAAACAGUUUUAUAUUUUGGUACAACAAGAUCCAAACUCCCGUCUCUGGUCCUCAGUCCUCCAGAGUAGGAGUGUACCUGGAUCACAGAGCAGGUAUUCUGUCUUUCUACAGCGUCUCUGAAACCAUGACUCUCCUCCACAGAGUCCAGACCACAUUCACUCAGCCUCUCUGUGCUGGACUCAGGUUUUAUUAUGGUUUUGGAGACACUGCUGAGUUCUGUAAACUAAAAUAGUCAGAAGUGAUUUAAGGAACAGCAAAUUAAUUUUUGUGUUUUGAUCCUGAAACUCAUUUUGUCUUCAUCAUUGUCGCUUAAUUGCUGAUUGAUCUUCAGCUGUCAAUCAAACAUUGUGGGCGGUGCUUUGACAUCUUCUCAUCAUUGUUGUGUAAAUGUUUGAGUGUCUUUAGGUGGAGCUCCUUUCUGUGUCUGUUUAGCCAUGGAGGCUAUCACUGCUCAUGAUGACCUUUGUUGACCUGAACUGAUAUUUCUCUUCAUGAAAAUGUAAACUGCUCUGAGGUUUAAAUGUUUGAUAAAUAUUAGUAUUGAUGUAUUUGUUAGUUGUUUCUCUUCCACUGCAUGGCUCUUAAAGAGAGAAAUCACCAGAGCUUCUUUUAUCAAAGAGAUUUAGUUCUCAGCACUCUUUGUAAAGAUUUCUUUCAGUGAAAUUAUGUUUAUUUUCUAUAACAGAUUAAACGUUGUUCUUGUUUUCUUAAUCGUUGUACAAAAGAGGUACUAUGAUGUAUUAUAUAACUAAUUAUUAUCAUCAUAGUCAAUAAGUAAAUCAUUCAUUAUUCUCUUUAAAAAACAAACAAUAUGCUUUAUGAAUAUUUAGUAUUUGACUCUGUUCAUCAAACCAAUUUACAAAAUGGUUCCAAUUAAAAAAAACAUCUCUCAAUGUCAAAAAAUCUAAUCUGCUGAAAGUCUUCAGUGAAUAAGUGAAUUAGCCACAGGUCUCAUCCACAGGUUUCCUUUGAGUCCUGAUUGAUGAAACUCUGAGCUUGAAGAGUCAUAUUCUGUUUGUUUUCAAUAAAACAUCUAAAUCAACAUCGUUGGCAAGUUUCAAAGUUUGCUUCACCAAAAGUGUUCAACAACUUUCUAUGAAGCUUCAUUUAUCCUGACCUCAUUUCCUGCUCUGUUUUGGGGAGCCACUUAUCCCGCUUAACUUUAUUAGCUUUAUGUUUCUACAAAGAAGCACUUUGUAUCAAAGUGAAGUGUGAAGAAUAAAAAUCAGUUUGACUCAUUUAAGAAAACUCAUGUCUGACUUUAAGAGAAAUAAUAUUUAUUUAAAGAAACAGACGAUUACAUGACUAAAUGAGGAAACCUAAAAUACUAACAGCUGAACAUGUGCAACAGUUAAAAUGGUCUUUGCAACUGAAAACAGUGAGCAGCAACAUGAACACAUCACUCUACUCUGUCAGCAGGUUCAAUGUGCCGCUCUUUAAAAACACAAAUACAUUUCACUACUUGUUUAGUUUUGGUAGACUAAAUGAAUUAUCAGUGAAUUACUAUGUAUUCAUGUAAAUGUUUAACUGAUUACAAGAAUCAUAAUGACUUGUUUUAGGACACAAAUCUUUAUGUAACAUAGUUCAUACCUAAACAUGAAUCUGAUGGAAACUUCAAACAUGUGUUAAAUGUAAAGUUUUAUGUAUAUACAUGAAUGUAUAUUUAUACAUUUAUAUUUAUUUAUUUCUCAAUGAAUCUUUCUAGUAGAGAAAGGAGUCUGGAUACUUGCAAUCCUAAAGCAGAGGACAGUUAACAGAAACAACAGCAAAACAAAUGUCAGCAAACGUGUUUAUUAACUUGCAGUAACACAUAUGCACAUAUGUUAUAUUUUUUCUAUGAAUUGUCCCUUUUUUGCUUGCAAGGCAGUCACCCUCCCCUGCAGGAUUAUUUUCUCCAAAAUUGUCCAAAUCACAUUGAGAAAAUGAUGAAAAGAGAAACAUUUAUCAAUAAUGUUCACACGAGGAUGUGAACUUAGAAGAUUGACACAUUUUACACAGCAGAAUAUACAC